AUGGGUUCUUCACAGUUAAGUCAAGUAGUCAUUGUGUUUCUGCUUCUUUGUGUCCUCCCUUGCCUUACCGCAUCUGCUCUACCUUCUCAUCAACAACAACGAUCACUUUCAGUCACCGGGAGGAAGUUGAUGAGUAUUUAUAGGCCAAAUGGAGACAUAUUUACAAGGCCAUCAAGCAGUGGACAUGGUGGUGGUCGCAAUCCACCCCACUAG
Molecule: messenger RNA, 213 nt
Organism: Microthlaspi erraticum
Lineage: Eukaryota; Viridiplantae; Streptophyta; Magnoliopsida; Brassicales; Brassicaceae
Source: the annotation of a GenBank genome assembly